This is a messenger RNA of Helicoverpa zea (corn earworm), 2007 nucleotides long. RefSeq lists its product as uncharacterized. The record is from RefSeq and is a predicted model, not a curated record. The transcript has 13 exons. Gene Ontology annotation, molecular function: protein binding. The coding region runs from base 236 to 1930 and encodes 564 amino acids. NCBI's taxonomy places the organism in Eukaryota, Metazoa, Arthropoda, Insecta, Lepidoptera, Noctuidae.
AUUUUUUUUACGUAAUAAAAAUGCAACCUUCCACUUGCUAGGCGCAGUGCAUAAUUCAUGUACAUGUUUUUGAUUUUGGUUUUAUAUUCAAUCCUAUUUUUCACGAUCGCAUUGAAUUUCAAAUAUGUCUUUAUAAACGGUGAAUGUUUUUAUUUUUGUGGACUAUUUCCCGUUGUGUGUCUCGGGAGGGUGUUGUGUGGAGUCUGAUCUCUGAGGUGCAUCGCGAAACCCGGAUAUGGGAAAUCUAAGCAUCUUCACAAUGAGGAUAGCAAGCCUGCUGGUCCUCCACGCAGCGGGGGCCGGUCUCGCUUCACCGACCGUGCUGGUCUCCCGACCCGUCUCCAAAGUCCCUGUGGAGUGGCUGCCGAUUGACAACCAGACUGUUUAUAGGCUGGGUGAAGGGGAAAGUAGAAGUUUGGAGCUAAACACCACUUCCAUAUCGCAGAGUAUAGUCUUCAUCACCAUCAGUCCAUGUUCCAGAGACUUCCAUUGGGCAUUGUACUAUGGGAAACCUGGCAAUAACAAUGGCCAACUCAUUCUACAGAAAGAAAGUGGCAGCGGCGAAAUGAGCACAUUCUCUUUAAAUAUAUCUCAACAAGACAAAUAUAUUAUGGUUCUAUCAUCAACUCGAGGUGGUGCAGCCGUGGUCAGUGUGAGAGGAGAAGCGACCAGACAAGUGCGCAUGCGUCUCAGGGUGCGUUCACGAAGAAGGCUAGCAGCUAACUGGGAACCUAGCCCCAUCGAUCCUCAAGCAACCACCUACUGCGUAGUGGCCUCCCAUAAAAAGAACUACACUUCACUCUGUGCAGCCCAACACGACAUAAAAACUAAAAGAUUAGAAAACAAAUCUUACCGCCUCAACCAAGAUACGGAUCGUUCGAAAUCAAACGAGCGGUUAAACGAAACUCGUCUUGAAAUAUUGACAGAAGUUGACAACAAAAUCAACAUAGAAGAUACUUUGAAUAUUUAUGAAGGGAAUUUCAACAAUAUAUUUAGGAGGAAGAAGUUUGGUCGUAGCACAAAAGUGACGGAUGAAGAUCCAGUGAUCGCGUGCGUGGGUAGUAGAACACACCAUUUGAUCGAAAAUCUGGAUCCUAGUACGACUUACUUCGUAAGCGUGUUCGGUGUGGCGAAGGACCGUCGAUCAGGAUCUCUGCUAGCUACGGGCAGUGUGCGCCCGCGCUCAUCAACUGCUAAGCGACUAAAAGAAAAUGUUCCUAUUAAGGCAGAUAUACGAGGAAGAAAUGUAUUUUAUUUCAAGACAACUGUUGGAGCUGGAGGAGGCCUCUGGCUAACGUUGUCAACCUGUGGAGGUGCAGUAGACGUCGAAGUACUGGUCAGAGGGAAAAGACUUCACAUGGCCAGAAACAUUGACCCUCAUUCCAAAUUCUUCGUGCCAGCCCCGAUAUCAAUGUCUUCAAUACAAGAGACGAGUGAUGAAGGAUCUGUACAGUUUGACUCAAGUUCAGAGGAAGCUAGAAUGAGAUUCGUCAUCAAAGUCAUACCUAGCAAAUGGGAUAGGGAUCGGGCUGUUGGUUUAGAACUAAUAGCUUCAACCACGCGAUGGGGUGUCAGCACUCCAGAGCUGACUGAAGAUGGAGCAGUAAGAGAGAUCAGACCAAAUAGGUCGUGUACGUCAGUAGAUGUCGCAUUCUUGCCUGCCACACAUAAUGCCACUGAUGUUAUCAGAUACUGCAUCAUGGCCCGAGAGACGGUUAGCGGGGAAGUUUAUAGUUGCUGGUUUGGUAGAAGAGCUGGGAAGGGCCAAUGUGUCGUCCAUACAGAAAAGUCGCCCGUGAUCGUGCAAAAAAUUGGAGGACUAAAAGCUGGGAGGAAGUAUGCUAUCCAAGUAAUGGCUUCGAACAAAGGCCAUUCAGUGCCAUACAACAUUUUAUACGUGGACACUAAAAUCUCGUGUAAAGAGGACUAAUGUGACGUCACGUUUUGUGAUGCAAGACAAGAAAUAAAUACAUGCAAGACAGCAAAAUAGAGAAUAAUCUACUAGUU